UAAACGGGAUUGCGCUGCUACUGCUUUUUUGACCAGAGUUCCUGUAGGUUAUGAUGUAUACGAAAUCAACGUGAAUAUUUAUAAGAUGUACUUCAAAUAUUGUACAAUAAACCAUAUGAUCUGCAGGAAGUACGUGCUAGCGGACUUUUAUUUUGACAUCUGUCCGACAGGAAGUGCCUAAAUGCGUGUUGACGCGGUGAAGUUGUAGGACAUGGGGGUUAAAAUAGAGGUUUUUAGGAUGAUGGUCUAUCUGUCCUUUCCAGUGACGAUGUUUUGGAUUUCAAAUCAAGCCGAGUAUUUUGAGGAAUACAUCGUGAAAAGAAAGAGGGAAAUCUUCCCCCCUGAUGAAAAAAUGAAUAGACAAAAACUAGAGGACUUUAAGGAGCGCAUGAGGAACAGGAGAGAAGAUAAGAUGCUGAAGCAGAUGGAGUCUGAGGAAUGAUCACAAGACCAAAUAAUAAUUUAUUCUAUCAUACUGCAACCUUGGAAUCGAGACUUAUUGCGUAUCAUUGGUGUGUUUAUAAGUGACUAACCAUGUAUUCAAUGGUUUGAGAAUAUGGUUUUAAGUUAUAUGACUCAGUGAACAGGUGGGGAAAUGUAUAUAUUUGUAAAUAUGAGUUUUCACUCUACACUGUCGUGCACAUAGUCUGACAUGUUUGUAGCUUUCUGAAUGACUGUAAGAACACCGCUUUUGGUUGAAUACUUUUAUGUAUAAAUUCUAUAAAAGUGAAAUUCCAUA
This is a messenger RNA of Triplophysa dalaica, 739 nucleotides long. RefSeq names its product protein PET100 homolog, mitochondrial. The coding region runs from base 212 to 442 and encodes 76 amino acids. Gene Ontology annotation, biological process: mitochondrial respiratory chain complex IV assembly. The record is from RefSeq and is a predicted model, not a curated record. Gene Ontology annotation, cellular component: mitochondrion; mitochondrial inner membrane. The transcript has 4 exons. Lineage: Eukaryota; Metazoa; Chordata; Actinopteri; Cypriniformes; Nemacheilidae.